This is a messenger RNA of Coccinella septempunctata (seven-spotted ladybird), 2042 nucleotides long. RefSeq names its product medium-chain acyl-CoA ligase ACSF2, mitochondrial (gene Acsf2). The coding region runs from base 173 to 1873 and encodes 566 amino acids. The transcript has 10 exons. Gene Ontology annotation, molecular function: medium-chain fatty acid-CoA ligase activity. Gene Ontology annotation, biological process: fatty acid metabolic process. Lineage: Eukaryota; Metazoa; Arthropoda; Insecta; Coleoptera; Coccinellidae. The record is from RefSeq and is a predicted model, not a curated record.
AGUGGAGUAUGAAUUUUAUCAGUAGGUUCGUCAGUGGCGAAUACGCUUUUGUUUCUGCCGCAUCUAGUGCUCCCAGAUAAUGGCUUAAACGGUUCAGUGCGAGAAAAGAAGGAUCAAAAAUUUUAUUAUUAGCGCAAAAUAAUAACAAAGUACUAAUACAUAUUAUUCGAAAAUGUUCGGAUCGAAUAUAGUGCAAGUUUUUAGAAUAAGUUCGAGAUGUCUGAGCUACCUCCACCAAGUAGGGAAGGAACCUCUACAAUAUAUGACUCUCGGUCAGCUGUUGGAGAAGUCAGCCCUAACUUACGGAGACAGGGACCUGAUGAAAUCCCUGCACCAAAAAAAGAAACUCACAUACGCGACAGCCCUAGAAGAGUGUGACCGUUUAGCUGCAGGAUUAUUGAAAAUUGGCCUGAAGAAAGGAGACAGGAUCGGACUCUGGUGUCCGAGCCUCAUUGAGUGGUUCACUGUCCAAUACGCUUGUGCCAGGGCUGGUUUUAUACUGGUAGCUUUAAACCCCAGUUAUCAAGUGCCUGAAAUAGAGUAUUCAAUCAACAAAGUUGGUGUCAAAUGUAUCAUAUGCCCUGACAAAGUGAGAAAAACGGAUUAUUACGACAUGCUUUGUACGCUUAUUCCUGAACUGCAGACGAGUGAAGUGGGAAAAUUAGAUUCCCCAAAAGUACCAUCUUUAAGAAGUAUAGUAUCCAUUUCAGAAGAUAGCCACAAAGGCACCUAUAAUUAUUACGAUAUAGCCAGCUGUUCAGACCAAAGCAUCAUCAACAGUAUUAAGAAAAAUCAGAACUCAAUAUCGCCAGAUUCAGCGUAUUCAGUUCUGUUUAGUUCGGGAACCACGGGUAAGCCGAAAGCAGCAGUGGUUUCACAUUUUUCCCAUGUAAAUAAUGCAAUCGUUAUUGGGAGACGCAUGGAAUUAGAUCGAAAACAACAUAAGAUUUGCAUGAUGGUUCCUUUCUUUCACUCCUUCGGCAUAAACAUAACUGUGGGAUCUUGUGUGACUUAUGGUUCAACGGUUGUUCUUCCCUCGCCGACUUAUAACCCUGAAGCUAAUUUGGCAGCCAUAAGUGAAGAGAAGUGUACAAUUGUCCAUGGUACUCCGACUAUGCAUUUGGAUCUCAUAACAGAACAGAGGAAGAAAAACAGAGAUAUUUCACCAGAAAUUGCUGUUACAGGGGGUGCUCCUGUUUCCCCUCACCAAUUCAAUACUAUGUUAGAUGUGCUGAAAUUAAAAUCAGUCAAGAGUAUUUAUGGCUUGACCGAAACAACAUGUAUGGUAUUCACGUCCAAUCCUGGCGACGAUUUGGAAAAAUCCACAGCCACAGUAGGAUUGCUUGGAGAUCAUACUGAAGUUAAAGUGGUGGAUGCUGAAGGCAAUAUAGUGCCCUUCGGUACCCCUGGUGAAUUAUAUGUGAGAGGUUACACCAUUAUGAAAGAAUAUUGGGGAGAAAAAGAAAAAACAGCUGAAACUAUUGAUAAAGAUGGCUGGCUGAAAACUGGAGAUCAGUUCGUAAUAAGUAAAGACGGUUAUGGAAGAAUAGUUGGACGACUAAAAGACAUGAUAAUUAGAGGAGGUGAAAACAUAUUUCCCAAAGAAAUCGAAGAUAUUCUCAUUAAACAUCCCGACGUUAUCGAAGUUCAUGUGAUUGGUUUGCCUGACGAAAGGCUAGGCGAAGAAGUUUGUGCUUGUAUCAAAUUGAAGCAGAAUUCUGGAGUAUCUAAAACGGACAUAAUUGAAUUCUGUAAGGAUAAAAUGGCCCACUUUAAGAUCCCGAAAUAUUUGCAUUUCGUUAACGAGUUUCCGAAAACCGCUUCUGGAAAAGUGCAGAAAUAUAUUUUGGUGAAGCAGUAUUCGAAAGAAUGAUUCUUCAUAGAGUUCUUUUUUCGUCUGACUGCAGGCCUUAUGAUAUAUCCAGAUUUCAUAACGUUGAGAUUUUUGGAGGAAAACUUGUACAUAACUAUAUAGAGGAAUGAAAUAUUCGACCAUGUAUAUAAUUAAUGCUAUGUAAGAAAAUAAAUUUUUUUCAUAAGAG